AUGACCGAAGCAGAUUUUCGUAACAUGACUCACGCACGUGCUGCUGUGGUGGGUGCGCAGGCUUGCAAGAAUCUGGCGAGGGCAGUAGCUACUUUGGCCCAAGUGCGCAAGGUCAAGAGACAAGUUGUGGCACAGGCGACCAAGACAAGCAAACAGUUGAAACUUGCGCAGGAUUCGCAGUCGCAGCAAUCACCGCUUGAGCUGGUAGUGUCUAAAUCGGGCAAGCGAUUGACAUCUGAGUCAAUCCUUGCACUUGGUAUACGCCGCAAUCUGACUCAUAUUGCAGCAGCAGAUGUCGGGGCGAUGCUUUUGAGGGACAUGAGUGAAUCCACAGUUCUGCGAGCGGAAGUGAGAACAGGCGCAUCAGUCAAUGCUUGCAUGAAAGAGUUUGCGAACAAUGCUUUAGCUGAGCUGAGAGCACCAGCUGCAGACGGUGACGGUGGCCAUGACCAUGCAGAUCGGGAUGAUGCGCAUGUAUCUGACGUUGACCUUGCUGACAUAUCUUAUGGCGGCAAAUGGAAUCUUGUUUUCAUCAGCGUGCGAGCUGACGCAACAAACAGCAAUAUCUGGAGACGUGAGAAGCUUCACGUUUGUGAAGCUCAGAUGGGCUUAGUUUGCAAACCUGUGAAAUCAUAUCCUCUUCAUGCUGAAGACUUUCUCCACACCAAGCGCUGCCUGCGUCAGCCUCAGCACCGGUCAGACCUCCAGGUUGUGUCUGGAAGUACAGCCGAGCAUUGCGCUGGGAUCAUGCAAAAGCAGUUGAACUCGAUUGGCGUGCCAUCGGUUGCUGAUCUUCUAGCGGAUAUGGACACGGAGAACUCAUGCCUCAAAGGCAGGUCCGUGAUUGCCUACUUGGACACCACUGACAGAGGAACUGACCAGACGGCACGCAAGAAGCGGACUGCGUGCAGCGUGGGGUCAGUCGACAACCUGGUGUACAUUGCGUCCGAUUGUUACCUACACGUUUUCCACUCGGCGGUCCGCAGCGGCUUGGUGUUGACAGACUCACUCAUUAGUGAAUGUUUCAGCAAGGAGGUGCUGGGUGGCUUCGACAAGUACUACGCGAGCCUAGCCAAGCUUGUGAAUGUCUGGAGGGAAAAAGCAAGUCAGGUGAUGAAAGCGUGGGAUGAUCAUCACGGCUCCAAAGACGCUGAUACACGAGCUCUUGGAUCACGGUAUCCGCUGAGUGUAUCCAGCGGGCGUUGGGGAUCGGUGGAAAAUGCUGAGGAAUUUUUGAUCGAGAGAGGGCGUCCAUUGCUUGAACCUUGCAUUCUUCAAGCGCUAUCCAGCGCCAUGAAAGCUGAUGUUGGUGCACUCGCUGCUGAUGCUCCUGCCGAUGCCAGUGACCGUGACGGUCCGUCACGGUGUAGGUUUUGUUUUCUUUGGGUCUGUUCAAUGGAGCGAGAAGUUGUCUUAGAAACAAUGCAGAGUGUGAACAGUGAUGUGAUGAUGACUCUAGUAUAUCAAGGUGGCCAAGGUGGCGAGGAUGCGGCAGACCAUGCCAUCGUGUUGGACGAUGUGAAAGAGCAUGAAACGGAUGCCUACAGGCUGAAGCUUUCCAAAUGGAGCCAGAGCGCAAUGAACACUAUAACUUCUCCGAUUUUCUGGUGCUUGCUCUAUUUGUGUCGUGCGCUGCGGAGUCCUUUGCGGCAUUUCAUGUUGUUCGUCCAGAAGGGCGCAAAGCUUGGCGAUUGCAUGUUCCGGCUUGUCACCAUGAAGCUAGACGAGUUCACUGCAGAGUUCAGUGCAUUGUUUCAGAAGCUACCAGAAAUUGUUGACAAGGCGCUGCAGUUAUCAGGCUGUUUCCACGAAACAAAGGGACUUUCACACGCAGACAUUGUCCGCAUGAGGUAUCUUGCGUUGAGAUUGUUGCUGUUGCACUGGGCAGCGUUUCGUCGUCGCAUCAUCAGACCUUUGCGGCAAUACCCCAUGAAGCUUUUCUGGUUGAUCAAGAGCCAUCCCAAAAGGUUUUGCAAACGCAGGCAGCAGGUGGCUGAGGAGUUGAUUGGGCUCGAUGCACAUCAGCUUGAUUCAGCUACACGCAAGAUCCGAGAGCUUUGUUGUCGUGAGUUGCAGCAUUUGCGGAUCACUGGCGUGUUUCCCGACGUGAGUUCGCCAUCUGGAAGCUUUCUGUACGCAUUCUUGAAGGGUCUUGCACGCAUGCUACCUGCUGACACACAAGCAAUCGAGGGCAUAAACAGCUUGAUCAAGUUGAUGGGUCGGCGUGCGCCGAACAUCAGUCUGGAAUUGAUGUCGUCUAGGCUUGCCAUCCGGCGUGCUUUGAGUGAAGAUCACAGUAUGGCAAGGAAGAAAAAAUGGUCGGCUAUCAAGAACACGGCGGAAGGGCUAAUGAAAUCAAUUGUUGGCUUCAAGACGGCGUCGCUCGCCAUCCUAUCGAAUGAUGGCAGAUGGUCUAUGCCUCUGCCUGCAAACUGCGGUAGUGGCGUGUUACCGGCAGUGCUUGCAAUCACGGACCGCGAAGCAGUGCUUUCUGUGAGGGGGCCAGAAGAUCAAACAGGGUCAUCAGCAGCUUCAUCAGCAGAAGCUGGACGGGGCCAGCCGGGAAACUCAUUGCUUGUAGCAGACCUUGCCAAAGCAAAAUCAAGCAGUGGCAUCUCAUGGGCGAAGUCAUACAACCUGGCGUGGCGUCGAGCAACUACAUCAUCCACAAAGAAGAACAAACAACAGGAUGCUGGUCACAGAGUGGGUUCAGGUUUGCUGAUUGCAGUCGUCGAGACCGACGGCGAGGGCAACGAUGGGCUAGUGCAGCAGCAGCAGCCACCAUUGUUCUUCGCAGUGGCAGAGAAGUUUUCGGUAAGCGUGAUGUUCUCGAAGAUUCACUGUGUGCAGAUCAAUGGUCAUCCGUGUCUUCAGUGGGUUUAUGAAGAGAACAAUUGCGUUGAAUCCACUUUGUUCUUCUUGAGUUUCUACGGUGCCUGCUCUGGUCGAGGCUUGCGCUUGCGAGUGGGUUACGUAGUGUUGUCGCCAGACAUGUCUCACCUCCUGCUGCCUGGCUGGAGAACAGAUGCAGAGGGCGAGGGUGAGAUAAGAGUGGCUUCGGUCCUACAAUUGGUGAACCAUGUGUUUGUCAUGACUGCUGAGUCUCACCCGUCUGCGGCCAAGUCGGGGAAACCACAAUCUGGAAGGAAGGCCAGAGCAAAGGCAGAGGCAGCAAAGCGCAAACCACAAGCAAAGCAAGCAGGUCGCAAGAGGAAGGAUGCGCCUGAAGCGGAUGCAAACGAAGCCGACGUGGAUCCACCGAAUGUUGCGGAUUACAUUGAUGAUAAUGAUAACUUCCUCGACGAUGUCGAGGUAGCCACUGAUGCUGAGGACUCGGAUGAUGACAACACAGCACAACACGAGAUGCAGGAAAUCAAUGAAGCCAGCGCGGCUGCUGCCACGGAUCCAGCUCGCCUGCCAUCGUCGAAGAAUGUGUUUGCAGUGGCUGAGGAUAUACAUCGCAAUGCCGAGCUGAUUCCAGACGCGGCUGUCGAAGAAGAAGCGUUGUUGCUUCUGGUUCGUAGGGCUCGCUCUCAGAAAGCCAAAAACAUGGGCGUUGGUUGCAGAUCUACAGGAUCUACAGGACACGUACUUCCGGGCGAAGACAGCACUCAGCCUCAGCCUCACAUGGGCUCACAGCUUCCAGAAGAGUCCGGUGAAGUCAUGGGUGAAGCAAGCUUGGCGAGUCAGCGUGAGCCAGUCGACACAGAAGGUGUUUUGGGGGAUGCACUCAGCGGUGCUGAUGCCUCUGCGUCGGAUAAUGAGUCUGACAUUGAGGCAGAGCUCCCACAUGACAUCGCUGCUUUGCUCAGAUCGAAGGCAAUGGUAGAUCUUCAGCGUGACGGGCAUGUCCUGAAACGAUGGGUGAUGGCAUGUCAUCUGAUGCUUGAGGCAAUGCAUGAGUAUGCGAAGACCAAGGACGUGCUGUUGGGGACAGAUCGCAGCAUCAGUUUGGUGCAUGGCUUGAUUGGUCGACAAGGACGUGAAGUGAGAUUAGAUGACAACGGUAAAGUUUUGUUCUCUGUGGCAGACUGCACGAUGUAUCGCACUGGCAUAAGCAACGGCAUCGGCUAUCCGGAGCUUUGUUUGGACGAUCGCCAUGCUCAUGUUCUGCUACCGUCUGUUCGAGCAGCAAUGCGUAAAGUCAAGCGAACCGACCCCGAUCGAGAUGCAGUGUCACCGCACUUCCUGCGGCUCCGAGACUUUUGCGAGUACAUGCUGACUUCAGUUUCACAAAGCACGAAUCCAACCACGGACGAUGAGAUCCCAGACGAGGACCGGUGA
Messenger RNA from Symbiodinium sp. CCMP2592, 4284 nucleotides. Lineage: Eukaryota; Dinophyceae; Suessiales; Symbiodiniaceae. The record is from the annotation of a GenBank genome assembly.